Capsella rubella is the source of this 1771-nucleotide messenger RNA. RefSeq lists its product as uncharacterized. The record is from RefSeq and is a predicted model, not a curated record. Lineage: Eukaryota; Viridiplantae; Streptophyta; Magnoliopsida; Brassicales; Brassicaceae. The transcript has 3 exons. The coding region runs from base 292 to 1509 and encodes 405 amino acids.
CGUCGUUCCGGUGGAAACGAGAGGAAGAAGAGAUCUCUCUCGUUCGUUUUUUUCCCCGGAAAAUCCGGUUUUGAGAGAAAGUUACAUCGAAAAUUCGUUCCUUUCACUCAAUCCACGAGAGUUUUCACCCUCUCUUCUUCUUCUUCUUCUUCUUCUUCUUCAAUCUCUCAUCGUCGUCACUUCCUCGUUUCUCGUUUUCGCAUUAUUUUUCUCCUCCUCUUCCUCUUCCGAGAAUUUUUGAUCAGAUCUAAUUUAUUCAGAAUAGGUUAAGUAAUUAAAUUCUAUAGAGCAAUGCUUACGGAUCGAGGGAGGCGGAUUUCUAUUUGCAAUGGCAGUUUUGAAUUUGGCAAUAGAAAAUUCCGUGGUGAUAAUGGUUACGGAUUCGUAGAUCUCUCUCAAGGUUGCCGUGAAAGGAGUCCUUCGAAGUCAUCAUCUUCUGUUUCGAAAAUCCUGCGUAUUUCCUCACCGACCUCGUCUCCACCUUCUUCUUCAGCUUCUACCGGCGCUGGUUAUAUCGAACACCAUGUCUCCAAGCUCGAUACUCUCGCUGGCGUUGCCAUUAAAUAUGGCGUUGAGGUUGCAGAUAUUACGAAGCUGAAUGGGCUUGUUACUGAUCUUCAGAUGUUUGCUCUCAAGACUCUCAAGAUACCUUUACCUGGGAGACAUCCUCCUUCUCCAUGCUUAUCUAACGGCUCUGUUAAUCAUGGAGAGGGGUGUUCCGAGCAAGCUUCACCACCAGCAAGCAAUGGCAACCACCAAGAUGUAUUUGACUCCUUCUUGUCUUUGAGAUUGAAGCCUUCAGAAAAGAAGGUUUCUCCAGCCAUGAACUCCUUGCAAGGUUAUUAUGGAUUGAAACCAAAAAACAGAAGAGCUUCUGAAGGUUUUGAGAUGGCAGUGUACAAGAAAGAGUCUUCUCAUCCCCAAGACGAGGAUCAGUACCUCACUCCCUUCCCAGCCACCAAUACCCCCUUAAGUCACCACAGAAAAUCAAGAAGCUUGGUAGAUGCAGUUAUCGCUGAGGUCAACCAAUCACCCAACCAUUUAAAGGCAGGUGGAGGAAGAGGAGAAGUGAAUUCUGAUAAACCAAUGAGAAGGCGCCAAAAAUCUGAAGCCGAUUUUAAUUCACGAGCUCCAGAACUGCUUUUGAAAGAGGAUAACAGAAACUGUAGUGGCGGGUUUUCUGCAAUAGCUGGCAAAGGUUUAGCACUGAGAUCCAAAGCAUCGAGCAGAGCUAACUUAUCAGCAGAUACUGAGACCGGUAAUGUCAAUCCCAUACCAAUCAAUUUAAUGGAUGCUCCUGCGGGAGACAGCUUCUCGAGCGUGAGGAAAUCGUUUAGCGCCUCUAGUCUGCAAGAACCAGGCUGUAACAGCAACGGUUCAUCGUUAUGGCCAACCUCGAAAUGGACCCUGAAACCUGAUAUACUGACACAAGCAGCCAUGGCGAGUUCUAUUUUUGAUGGAUUGCCUAAGCCUUUAACUGGUAGGAGGAACAAAAAGGCUGUUGACUAAGGUUAGUUAGGUUCGUCCGUCUCAUUGUUAUUGACUGUCCACUCUUGGAUUGUGCAAGUCGAUAGCUAUUAGAUUCGGAAGUAAAUAGAAGUAAAAAGUGUAUUAUUGCAUUUCAUUUAUUAUUUAUUAUAUAAACAAUAAUGUCAUUAGGCAGUGAAGGUGAGAGUCAAAUUAGGCAAUAAUUUUUGUUGGAAUCCAAGAGAUUAUUAACAUUUUGAUUUGUAUGUUAGGUGAAUAAUGGAAUACCAGAAUAUUCAAACUA